GAAAUCCUAAACAUGGCCCCUGGUUUUUAGUUUCACUUCCCUUAAACCACCUCUCUCUCUCUCUCUCUCUCUCUCUCUUAUAUUUGUCUUUCUUUCUGUCUUUCAUCUUUUGUUGUCUUUCACUUCUCUACAAUGUUCCAUUUACCUCUUCAAAAACCUCUUUGAAUCUCUUUCUUAUCACCUUCCCCUGUUUUCCUCUGUUUUCUGUUUCAUUCAAUCUUUUUCACCGUUUUCUUUCAUACCCUUUUCUCAAAAUUCAAGUCUCAACACUCUUGAUUCAUAUCAAAAACCAUUCCUCUACAAAAAUCUUCUCUUUGAUUCGUUUUUCCUAUCUGGGUCUGUUUUUUGCUCUGUUUUUAUACUCUGUUUUUGCUCUGUAUUUUUGCUCUGUUUCAAUGGGAAUUGAGAGAAACAUGGUUGAAAGAAAAGGGAGGGAGUUAUGUGAAUUACUUGAUGAGACAAAUACCAAUAACAUGAAACCAAGGAAGAACCGGCGGCAUCUUCGUCGCAGGACGGAGAUGACGCCGGUUCAGAAACUGUUUCUUGCUUGUAAACAUGUUUUUGCUAAUGCUGCUCAUGGAAUCGUUCCUUCUUCUCAACACAUUGAAAUGCUUCGUUCAGUUUUAGCUGGAAUAAAGCCAGAAGACCUUGGCUUGAAACCAGACAUGCCAUAUUUCAGCAAUAUCAAUGGUGGAACUCCAAAAAUUACUUACCUUCACAUUUAUGAGUGCGAAAAAUUCUCGAUGGGAAUAUUUUGCUUGCCACCUUCAGGAGUUAUUCCUCUUCACAAUCACCCUGGAAUGACGGUUUUUAGCAAGCUUCUAUUUGGAACUAUGCACAUCAAAUCUUAUGAUUGGGCCGGUGACCUGCCUGCUGAUGUCUCACAAACCCAGAUUCCGGAGAAAAGAUUGGCGAAAAUCAAGGUUGAUGCUGAUUUUACUGCUCCUUGCAAUCCUUCCAUCCUUUAUCCUGAUGAUGGCGGCAACAUGCAUUGCUUUACAGCAGUAACAGCUUGUGCAGUUUUAGAUGUUCUUGGUCCUCCAUACUCUGAUCCUGAUGGAAGGCAUUGUGCAUACUAUCGAAGUUUCCCAUUUUCCAACUUUCCAGUUGAAGGAAUAUCCAUACCAGAAGAGGAAAAGAAAGAUUAUGAAUGGCUUCAAGAAAGAGAGAAACCUGAGAGUUUACAAGUAAUAGUGAAAAUGUACAGCAGCUCAAAGACUAUGGAGAAUUAAUCUUGUCUUGUCAUUAUUCUUCAUAUGUUGUUUAGAGAAAUUUGGUUGUUUUUUUGUUCUAGCAACUUCGUCUUAGAUAGUGUUUUUGGUUUUUAUCUCCUUUGGUGCUGUUUCAGUUAUUAUGUACAUACCAAAAACUGGAAAGGACAAAUUUUGCACUUGAACAUUGAAUCAUGAAUAUGGAAUAAUUUUUUUUAUCUGCAA
This is a messenger RNA of Medicago truncatula (barrel medic), 1436 nucleotides long. RefSeq names its product plant cysteine oxidase 2. The record is from RefSeq and is a predicted model, not a curated record. The transcript has 5 exons. The coding region runs from base 396 to 1232 and encodes 278 amino acids. Lineage: Eukaryota; Viridiplantae; Streptophyta; Magnoliopsida; Fabales; Fabaceae. Gene Ontology annotation, molecular function: oxidoreductase activity, acting on single donors with incorporation of molecular oxygen, incorporation of two atoms of oxygen.